UUGCUUCGCUGGCUCAAAGACCGCAAAAGAAUACAUAACACGCUGCCCAAGCAUUUCGAUGAAUGCCUAUACACUCCCUUCACAUACAAAGACUGGCGGAGUGACUCUGAGGAUGACGGGAAAAAACUUAUAAGAUUAGCAGAUGAUGGAGGAGAGAUCGAGUUCGGCAAAAAUAGUGAUGUUUUUGUUUUCGAAUAUGGCGUGGUAAUCAUGUGGGGCUUCACAGUUAAGGAGGAACAGGCAUUUCUCGAGGACUUGGCUCGAUUCGAAAGUGAAAAGCUAUCUUCGGAAGAUAUUCAAGUCGAAGAAUUUAAUUACUACAUCACCACGUCUUACCAGCCACGAAUUUACAACGACUUCAUCACCCUCCGGGAUGACUCGAAUUACAUGCUUAAACUAUCAAUCUCACAUGCAUUAGCACAGUCGGUGAAAAUCUCCCUCUUCGAAGAGUUGGUGGACAACACCAUCGAAGAUACACAGGAUAUCCCACAGCAGAUUGCUCAUACGGGUAAAGUGGAGAUGACAAGAGAUGAAACCAUGAAGUCCAUCGGUGAGUUAUUCAUUCUACGCAUAAAUAUCAAUCUUCACGGAUCAGUGCUUGAUUCGCCUGAAUUGAUGUGGGCAGAACCGCAUUUAGAGCCGAUAUACCAGGCUGCUAGAGGAUACUUGGAAAUCAAUCAGCGGGUGGAGCUUCUCAACCAGAGAUUGGAGGUGAUUUCUGACUUGCUACAGAUGCUUAAAGAACAGUUGGGCCACUCACACGAAGAAAGCUUGGAGUUCAUUGUGGUUGUUCUUGUUUGCAUCGAGGUAUUGGUCAGUGUGGUCAACAUUGUCAUAGACAUUCUUACGUAUUAA
Molecule: messenger RNA, 855 nt
Organism: Clavispora lusitaniae ATCC 42720
Lineage: Eukaryota; Fungi; Ascomycota; Pichiomycetes; Serinales; Metschnikowiaceae
Source: RefSeq, a predicted model, not a curated record